AUGGCGACCGAACAUCAAGAAGAAACACUUGACAAGUUUGACAUUGAAACUGGUUUACCUGCCUUUCGAUUCUGUUCUUGGUGCUAGACAAAUUGGAGGAAUGUUUUGACAAUCCUACAACAGAUACAUUUCAUAUACAAGCUCAGUAUAUAGUUGUGGAUAAAACUGUUAACCUGCUGAGAUCUAUUGCCUAGUCAAAUGAGGAAGAUCGGCUUGAAUGGGAAGCCUUGGCCCAGGUAUUUUCUGCACUAUUAUUCGUAGUACAAGAGCAUCUUAAAACGCAAACUUUGAGACCAUCUUCGAUUUCUGUGCGACAGUGUGACACUGUUAGAACUGGAGCUCCAGGUAGACCACCAUUUUAUAUUCCUGCAGAAACCUUGGAAGAUCUUCGUGGAAUUGGGUUUUUAUGGAAAAAGAUUGCUCAGUUCUUUGGGGUUUCUCGAUGGACUGUCUAUCGCCGAGUCCAGACAUAUGGCUUGCAAAACAUGCAACAGUUCAGUUUGUUAUCAGAUGCAGAAAUAGAUGAUAUAGUCGCAGAAUAUUUAGGUCGUCAUGGUUUCACAACAGGACGAACGUAUUUAGCAGGUUACUUGAGGUCACUAGGAUUACGAGUACAGAGAAGAAGGGUUCGCGAAAGUUUGACCAGGGUGGACCCUCGAAAUACUGCUUUGCGAUGGGGAAUUGUUAUUGCCCGUAGAAAGUACUCAGUACCGUGGCCCAAUUCAUUGUGGCAUUUGGAUGGUCACCACUCUCUUAUUCGUUGGGGCCUUGUGGUGCACGGGUGCAUUGAUGGUUUUUCAAGACGAAUCAUGUUCCUGAAAUGCAGCAACAACAACCUCUCGCAAACUGUUUUGGAACUGUUCAUGAAUGCAAUUGAGAAAGAUGGCCUAUGGCCAUCACGUAUUCGCGUUGACCAUGGGGUGGAAAACGUAUUGGUAUGCGAUGCCAUGGUGAGUGCAAGAGGUGAAGGCAGGGGAAGUUUUAUUGCGGGCCCUUCCACAAGAAACCAGAGAAUUGAAAGACUUUGGAGAGAUGUGUUUAGGUGUGUAUGUAGCUUUUUUUAUUAUAUAUUUUAUGCAAUGGAAGAUGCUGGUUUACUUAACAUCAACAGCCCUAUCGAUUUGUUUUGCACUUCAUUUGACAUUUAUUCCAAGAAUACAUUUUGCUCUUCGUGAGUUUUUGGAGGGUUCUAAUCAUCAUCGGGAAAGAACAGCCAUCACUGAAGUUGAAGUUGAAUUUUCAUUGAAAUGAAGUUGAAUUUUCAUUGAAUUGAAGUAGAAUUUCCAUUGAAUUGAAUUUUCAUUGAAUUGAAGUUGAAUUUCCAUUGAAUUGAAGUUAAAUUUCCAUUGAAUUGAAGUUGAAUUUUCAUUGAAUUGAAGUUGAAUUUUCAUUGAAUUGAAGUUGAAUUUCCAUUGAUUUGAAGUUGAAUUUUCAUUGAGUUGAAGCUGAAUUUUCAUUGAAUUGAAGUUGAAUUUAUAUUGAUUUGAACUUGAAUUUUCAUUGAAUUGAAGUUGAAUUUUCAUUGAAUUGAAGUUGAAUUUUCAUUGAAUUGAAGUUGAAUUUCCAUUGAAUCGAAUUUUGAUUGAAUUGACGUUGAAUUUUCCAUUGAAUUGACGUUGAAUGUGUUUAUUGAAUAUUGCUACAGUUGGCUUGCCAUAGACUAUAUAGUCAUAAGCCAUAAUGAGGGGGGGGGGUGAAUAUGGGUAUACAAAUCCGCCGAUCCGCCCAAAUUUGAAGCAAAAUCCGCGAUCCGAGCCAAAAUAUUAGAUAAAUCCGCAAUCUGCUGUAUUAAUAAGAUCCGAAAUCCGUGUAAAACAUUCGCCAGAUCCGAAAUCCGGACAAUUUUUUCUGUGAAAUCCGACGAUCCGAAAACCUAUUCGCCCUCCCCCCCCCCAUAAUAAUUAUAUAGUCAUAUUUAACAAUUAUUCGCCGAAGGCGUGGUGAUUAUCGGGGAAUAUUCACCGAGAUGAAGUCGAGGUGAAUAUUCCCCGAUAAUCACAAAGCUUUAGGCAAAUAAUUGUUUUAGCAUUUUUACAUGAAUCUUUUGUGUUUUUCGGAACUGAAUUCAUUUUAAUUUCGCUUAUUUUUUAUCAGUAACUUCCACAAAGCGUCUAACCGCCAUUUUGCAAAUUUCGGUUUUGUUAUAUUCACCUGUAGGAGAAGCUCUGUAAGCUCUCCUUUUUCUAAACUUAAAGGCUCUAAAAUAGGCCAGAUUAAUAUAGCCAGUCUCGUGGCGGGGUUGCAAUGUUUAUUCGUAAAAAUAUACCUUAUAUUAUUAGGCAAGAUUUAGUUCCUGACGCCAUUGAGCUGCUUUGUAUCGAGGUGAGAAAGCCAAAAAGUGAACCUUUAUUAAUUGCAACAUGGUAUAGACCACCUAACUCUAGCCACGAUUUAUUUCAUAAAUUUGAAAAUUUCCUAAAGCUAGUUGAAGACGAAAAUAUGGAAAUCAUCAUAACUGGUGAUCUCAACUGUAACUUUUUAGAAAUGCCAAAAAGCCAAGUCACAUGCAAAUUAGUUGACAUAAUGAAUAUUUAUCAAUUACAGCAGCAUAUUAAAAUACCGACGAGAGUUACCCCAAUAACAUCUAGUUUGAUUGAUGUUAUCUUUACCUAUAUGGGGGAUAAUAAAACAUUAGAAACAGGAGUCAUACCGCUUGGGAUCAGUGACCACAAUCUUGUAUAUAUAUAUGCCGCAAGAUUAGUCUCCCAAAAGAAUUACCUUAAAUUGUCCUAUCUAGGCAAUACAAGAGAUACAAUGUGAACGCGUUCAAUCAUGAUUUGAAUGAAAUUUUUAAUUCGUAUCCGAAUGCUUCAAAUGAUCCGAAUGAACUUUGGAGUGAUUUUAAAAUCAAAUUUCUUACUAUCGCGGACAAACAUGCGCCAAUUAAACAAAGGCGUGUGAAAAGUGAAUUUAAACCGUGGAUUAUUAGCGAAAUUAGACGACUGAGUUAUCACAGAGAUUAUUUAAAAAGGCAAGCCAUCCGAUUGCGAUCUGUCUACUAUGAAACGGCCUACAAAAAAUGUAAAAACAAAGUAACUAAUCUGAUUAGAACUUCAAAAGAGAGUUACUUUAAGUCCAAAUUAAGUAAUUCUAACAAUAGCAAAGAAAGCUGGCAAUCUAUUAAUGAGCUUCUGAAUAAAAAAUCCAAGACUAGUCAAAUAAGGGAAAUUAAUUUUGAGGGCGAAACUGUAAUAAACGACGAGAAAAUUGCUGCCGGUUUUAAUGAAUAUUUUUCAACUAUAGGUAGUAAAUUGUCCGAAGGAAUUAAGGACGGUGACAUUGAUCCGCUAAGCUUUAUGACUGUUACGCAUGAUGACAAAUUUAACUUUAACUUCAUUACUAUAGAUGAAGUAAUUGAUGCGCUAAAUCUCAUUCAGUCAAAAAAAUCUUCAGGACUGGAUGGAAUUAGUGCAAGACUGUUAAAAGACGGAACACACAAUAUUGCUGGGCCAUUGGUUGAUAUUUUCAACCUGUCAUUACGGACCGCUAUAUGCCCUGACGACUGGAAGUUAGCAAAAGUAUACACCAGUCUUCAAGGACGGUAAUAGGAAUGACUGUGGAAAUUAUAGACCAAUUUCUGUAAUCUCCGUUGUUGCUAAGGUAAUUGAGAAAUUGAUAUAUCAACAGCUAAAAUCCUUUAUGACAAUAAACAACAUUCCUGUGGACCAGCAGUCGGGUUUCCGUUUUCAACAUUCCACGGAAACUACUCUGCUUAGUUCUACAAAUGAAUGGUUGUAUAAUAUGGAUAGGGGCCUCUUUACUGGAGUCCUAUUCUUGGAUCUUAAAAAGGCAUUUGAUACUGUUGAUCAUUCAAUUCUAUUAGCUCAAUUAGAAAAGUAUGGCAUCCAAGGGAGAAGCCUUGAAUGGUUUAAAUCGUACCUCAAGGACAGAAAGCAGGUUUGUUCAAUUAAUGGUAAGAAAUCGUCUGCAAAUGAUAUUAAAUGUGGGGUUCCACAGGGAUCGAAUCUUGGUCCCAUCCUUUUUCUUCUGUAUAUUAAUGAUCUCCCAAAUAGUUUGAAAAUGUCAAAACCUUCAAUGUUUGCUGACGAUACAAAUCUAACCUGUGUUGAACAAAGCUCGAGUGAAAUUGAAACCAAACUUAAUGAAGAGCUUGAGAAUGUCCACCGAUGGCUAACAGGAAAUAAACUUACUUUAAACGAUGAAAAAACCGAGUUCAUGCUCAUCGGCUCAAGAUCACGUCUUGCCUGUGUCCAUAAUAGCCCAAUAUUGAAACUAGGACAAAGACAUAUAAAACGUGUAUACUAUAAAAAGUCACUAGGUAUGAUCCUCGAUGAGAAGUUGAAGUGGGACAAACACAAUGAAGUUCAAUGCAAAACAAUUUCAAAUAGUAUAGUUCUGCUAAAAAGAGCUAGACCUUUCGUUCCUAGACACACAUUAAUUAAAAUGUAUAAUGCCUUUGUUUUGCCUCACUUUAAUUACUGCUCUACAAUAUGGAACGAUGGAUCAUGUACUAUAAUUAAUAAACUUUCAAAAUUACAAAGGAGAGCUGCGCGUGUAAUUACUUCAAGUACAUACGAUAUUCGUUCCUCCCAAAUCUUGAAAGACCUUAAAUGGAAACCAAUUGAAGAUGACUUAAAAAAUAGGGAAACUGUUAUGACAUUCAAAGUUUUAACCGGGCAAGGACCGGAUUAUUUACAGCAAUUAUUUACUGAGUGCAAUAACGAUAAUUACAGUCUAAGAAGUGAUAACACCAAAUUGGCACUCCCAAAACCAAGGACUAAUUUCUUAAAAAGAAGCUUCUCAUAUAGAGCGGCAAAGUCCUGGAACGAAUUAUCUAAUGGUAUAACUGAAGAUUUCUGUGAGCUAUCAGUUAACGCUUUCAAACGGCGACUUGAUAAAACCGCUUAAUUGGUUGGAUCAUUUGAUUAUACAUUAAUUAUACCUUAAUUUAGUAUUGUAUCAUAGUAAAUAGGAUUUCGUUUUUAUUACACGGCCCUUUGAAAACCAGUACCUCUUGUAAAUAUAAAGUUAGUUUUUAAUAGUUACUGAAUAGGCUACCGUGUGUAAAGAUUUUGAUUAAUAAUAAUAAUUAAUAAUAAUAUAACAGCUGUCUUAAUACGUCAAAUUUGACCCAUCAACUUGUAGGAUUUGUUUAUUCACUUGCGCAAAAAUACUAAAGUGAUUUUCAAUUGUCUUAUAGCCAUAAUAAUAAUUUAGUCAUGUACUCAUUUAUCAUAUGGAUAAGGGUUUUGGUUUGGCAAGUAAAACGCUCGUAGUACUCGCACCCCCACUUACAUCCGGGACUUGAGUGGCGUAUUUUCAGUAUGUCACGCUUAUAGGAGUGAUAUGACAUUUCCCGCCUUUCUCGCUGUUUUAGAAAUAUAAUGGCUUCUAGUUCAAGGUUUGUGGAUUUAAGCGAGGACGACAUUAUUAAGUUUUGCAACGAACAAGAAAACGAAAUCACAACAAAAAAGACGAUAUAUGAUAGAUAGUUUUAUUAAAUGAUAGUUACAUUGCAGGUACUACUGAAUUGCGUAACUUUACAAUUAUAUAAAAGUCGUUCAAUAUAGAUAUAAUAAUACAUAAGAAUACUAAAAUUUAUCUUAAUUUACGAUUAUGUACAGUUAAACUACUAACUUUAUACAAGUAUUGAAAUCACCAUUUCACUAUAUGUCAUCAUAAAGCUUACUACUAUGCAUUAUGAAUGACUGAGCAUAGCGUUUGGUCUUUGCAGUUGGAAUAUUAAAAGUUCUACGUUUCCUAAAAUAAUAUUUGGCAUUGUUAUUUCUCUGCGGUAGUAGAGCAUGCAGUUUGUUUUUAGAGUCACUUACAAUUGACCUAAAGAGUGAUUUAGAUAAAGAUUCGUGUUGA
This is a messenger RNA of Paramuricea clavata, 5832 nucleotides long. The record is from the annotation of a GenBank genome assembly. Lineage: Eukaryota; Metazoa; Cnidaria; Anthozoa; Malacalcyonacea; Plexauridae.